Molecule: messenger RNA, 776 nt
Organism: Nicotiana attenuata
Lineage: Eukaryota; Viridiplantae; Streptophyta; Magnoliopsida; Solanales; Solanaceae
Product: potassium transporter 19-like
Exons: 4
Coding region: 1-486 (161 amino acids)
Biological process (GO): potassium ion transmembrane transport
Cellular component (GO): membrane
Molecular function (GO): potassium ion transmembrane transporter activity
Source: RefSeq, a predicted model, not a curated record
AUGGAAAGGAUUGUCUGGAUUUCAAUUGCUAUCCUGGUCUUGAUGUUUGUGUUUCAAAGAUUUGGAACUGACAAAGUUGGCUACACAUUUGCACCAAUAAUUUGUGUGUGGUUCUCACUCAUUGCUGGUAUUGGAAUUUACAACUUCGUAAAGCAUGAUACAAGUGUUGUCAAAGCUAUUAAUCCUGAAUACAUCAUAGACUUCUUCAAGAGAUAUAAAAAGGAUGCUUGGAUUUCUCUUGGCGGGGUUGUUCUUUCAAUUACAGGAACGGAGGCACAAUUUGCAGAUGUUGGUCAUUUUACUGUUCAGUCUAUACAGAUAAGCAUGUACUGUGUAACAUACCCAGCGCUCAUACUAGCAUGUCAAGCCUCCUUUUUAAGGAAGAACGCGGAUGAUGUUUCUGAUACUUUUUUCAAGUCUAUACCUCAUGGCAUAUAUUGGCCAAUGUAUGUGGCGGCAGAGUUUGCAGCUAUCAUUGCAAGUUAAGCCAUGAUUUCAGGGACCUUCGCUAUAAUCCAGCAAUCGCUCGCAUUAGGAUGCUUUCCUCGGGUUAAAAUCGUGCAUACAUCAACCAAACAUCAAGGGCAAGUCUAUAUCCCUGAAGUCAAUUAUUACCUUCUCUUGUUGGCUUGUGUUGCUGUUACUCUUGGAGUCAAGACUACUGCAAAAAUUGGCAACGCUUAUGCUAAGACAUUUCAUUUCUAGUUAUUCCCUCUCUUUCUUGAAGAUAUAUCAAACUCAUGUUUGUUGGUGGUAAUGUACAUGUUUAAUUUUAA